UCGCCACGUAAUAGAUAAAUUGAUUUUCUUUUUGUCUUUUCCUUUGGCAACUUAAAAAUAUAUAUAUAAAAUGUAAACAGACCACAAAAGAGAAAAAGCUCUCACUCACAAAAAAAAAGAAACACAUCGAAUUCUCUCUACCAUACAAAAAAGAGAAUCUCGACGAUUCUCUCAAAGAAAAAAAAACCAACGCUGCCGGCGAUAAGGUGAAUGGCGGGACAGUCAAGGAAAUGGAUGAUUCUGGUGGCGACGAUAUGGAUUCAAGCUUUCACAGGGACCAACUUCGAUUUCUCAGCUUACUCUUCAGAUUUGAAAUCGGUUCUUGGGAUAUCUCAGGUGCAGCUGAACUACCUGGCCGUGGCUUCGGAUCUCGGGAAAGUAUUCGGAUGGUCCUCGGGUCUUGCCCUUAUGUAUUUCCCGCUUUGGACGGUCCUUUUCGCGGCGGCUUUUAUGGGAUUCGUCGGUUACGGAGUCCAGUGGCUCGUCAUCACUCAUUUCCUCUCUUUGCCUUAUAUUAUGGUGUUUCUCUGCUGCUUACUUGCUGGUUUAAGUAUCUGUUGGUUCAACACAGUCUGUUUUGUGCUCUGCAUUAGUAACUUCCCUGCAAACAGAUCACUUGCUCUGUCCCUCACAGUGAGCUUCAAUGGUGUAAGCGCCGCGUUAUAUACUUUAGCUUAUAACGCAAUCAAUCCAGCCUCUCCAGAGCUGUACCUUCUCUUGAACGCUCUUAUACCUCUCAUUGUAUCUUUCACUGCAAUCAUCCCUAUUCUUCGCCAACCGCCUUUUGAGCCUCUUCCACCAGAUGGUGUUCGACGUGACUCUCUCAUGUUUCUAGUGCUCAAUAUACUCGCUGCUUUGAACGGUGUUUAUCUCCUUCUCUUUGGAUCGAACUCCUCUGAUUUAACCUCUGCUCGGCUCCUUUUUGGUGGAGCAAUCGUUCUUUUGAUCUUUCCUUUAUGUAUUCCCGGUUUAGUCAUCGCUCGGAGUUGGUAUGACCGCACUAUCCACACUAGUUUCCGUCUUGAAGGUUCCGGUUUCAUUCUUGUUGAUCCUGAUGAGCUUGAGUUGCAUAAAGGGAUGCUUGCACAUGAAGCAAACCGCGAAAGCUACCAAUUGCUGAGUGAUGAUGUGGUGCAAAACCCGGUUAAGACAGUAGCUGUUGAGGAAGAUGAUAUUGAUGGGUCUUGUUGCACGAAGCUUAUUACAAAAGAUCAGCUUGAAGGUUUGGGGAUAGAACAUUCUUUGUCGCUGCUCUUACACAGAUCAGAUUUUUGGUUAUACUAUAUUGCCUAUUUUUGCGGUGGAACCAUUGGACUUGUGUACAGCAACAACCUCGGACAGAUUGCUCAGUCUUUAGGACAGAGUUCAAAUACAACAACUCUUGUCACACUUUAUUCCUCUUUCUCAUUCUUUGGAAGAUUGCUUUCUGCAACACCGGAUUAUAUCCGAGCGAAGGUUUAUUUUGCGAGAACCGGGUGGUUAGCAAUCGCGCUAUUACCAACACCAUUUGCGCUUUUCUUGCUUGCAUUAUCAGGAAACGCAUCAGCAUUACAAGCGGGAACCGCGCUGAUGGGUUUAAGCUCAGGGUUUAUAUUCGCAGCAGCAGUUUCCAUCACAUCAGAGCUUUUUGGACCAAACAGUGUUGGAGUUAACCACAAUAUCCUGAUCACAAACAUACCAAUAGGAUCGCUGAUCUAUGGAUUCUUGGCUGCAUUGGUUUAUGACUCGCAUGGUUUCAGCGGGAUUAAAUCAGUGACCUCGGAGUCAGUGGUGUGUAUGGGGCGGGACUGUUAUUACUUGACCUUUGUGUGGUGGGGUUGCUUGUCUCUGAUUGGGCUAGGUUCGAGUCUUGUGUUGUUUAUUAGAACUAGACGAGCUUAUCGACGGUUUGAACAAGCUCGCAUAAGUUCAAACAUCGACUCUUAGAAAUUUGCCUCAACACCAACGGUUUGUGUUUGUGGAUAUGUAGGAUCUAAAUUAUAACAACAAUUUUAGUGGAUUUGGCUGAUAACUAAAGUUUCGAUUUCAUU
Capsella rubella is the source of this 2030-nucleotide messenger RNA. RefSeq names its product protein NUCLEAR FUSION DEFECTIVE 4. The record is from RefSeq and is a predicted model, not a curated record. The transcript is spliced from 3 exons. Bases 211 to 1926 code for a protein of 571 amino acids. Gene Ontology annotation, cellular component: membrane. Lineage: Eukaryota; Viridiplantae; Streptophyta; Magnoliopsida; Brassicales; Brassicaceae.